Molecule: messenger RNA, 3903 nt
Organism: Scophthalmus maximus (turbot)
Lineage: Eukaryota; Metazoa; Chordata; Actinopteri; Pleuronectiformes; Scophthalmidae
Gene: nfatc4
Product: nuclear factor of activated T cells 4
Exons: 16
Coding region: 977-3700 (907 amino acids)
Biological process (GO): cytokine production; regulation of transcription by RNA polymerase II; calcineurin-NFAT signaling cascade
Cellular component (GO): transcription regulator complex
Molecular function (GO): transcription factor binding; RNA polymerase II cis-regulatory region sequence-specific DNA binding; DNA-binding transcription factor activity, RNA polymerase II-specific
Source: RefSeq, a predicted model, not a curated record
UGUUUUUGUCGUCCAUGUUUUCUGAGCCUUGUAAUUGUAAUUUAAAGAAAUUCAGGCAGAUCACUUGAAAUCCACGUUUUUCUUACUACGAUCACAUUUGACCUGUGAAAAGGAAAGUGUGUUUAUGCCUUUUAAUAGUUGUUUUACAAUACAAAAUGCCAAUUUCCCUUUUAUUUUGCGGUUAGCAUACUGGCGCUAGCAUUAGCGCGUUAGCUAGUUAGCUAUCUAUGUCUAACUUGGCCUGUUCAGUUCAUUUUUCACUCUGUCUAUUGAACUCCUUUUGGAUUAAAGUUGAUGGACGACAACUACUCUCCUCAGUCGUCAAUGGAGGACUGCAUAGCUGCGUCUGGGAAGCGACAUGCAACAUCUUGAGAUGAGUCCCAGACCCGAGGCCUAACCACACAACCCCAGGAGGACGACGGGGAGAGCGAAACAAGCCCCCAGUUACUCGCCAGUAUAUCAUGUGCCGGACGAUUAAGAGGGACACGCUACAGGGACGAUGACGAUGAUGAUGAUGAUGGCGAUGGAGCUGGAAGGAAGGAGGCGACUUUAUCUGGGAGUCAUGUCGUUUCGGGAAAAGACUGUGAUAUCUCCCGAGCUGAGGAUUUGAUUUUGGACCGCAAGGCAUCAAGUGUGGAGCGGGGAAGGAGGAGGAGGAGGAGGGGGGAGAAGAAGAAAGAAAAAGAAAAGUUGCAAAGAUCCGAUCACGUCAAGCAGAUCGUGUGGAAGCAGCGUGGAGAAGUUGCCGGAGUUUGACACGGACGAAACCCUCCAAGGCGCGGAGACGUACUGCGCAAUGCGCCGCGCGUAAAGACAAGGACUUUGGAUAAAAGCUCUUUUUUCUCUCUCUUUUCUUCAAGAGACACAGAAGUCGCAGGGGUUGAUAAGCGGGAGAUAAGGGUGUAGAUCCCCCCCCCCCCCCCCCCCCCCCGUGUGUCUGCGUCUCUGCGUCUCUGUCCCCUGCUGCCGGAGGGCGAUGGGGGCCGCGCCGGGCUCGGGCUGGGAGGAGGGCGAGUUCGAGUUCAAGCUGGUGUUCGAGGAGGAGCCGCCGCCGCGGCCGAGCCAGGGGCCGUCGCCGGUGCGCACAGCCGAGCCGGAGAGCUCCGGUGCCGCGGAGGACCGCGAGGGCGCCCUGCUGCGCCUGGAGCCGGCCAGCGGCAACAGCAGCCUGGUAACAGACAACCACUCGGCUUCCUCUCAUGCAGUUCACCCAAUCUGCAUCCCCAGCCCGCCUCCCUCGGCCAGUCAGCGGGCCGGGAUGCAUUCCCCGCCUCCGAGAAGGGCCCAGGUCAGGGAGUUCAGCGGGACCUACGAGAGCCUGCCAGCGCGCUCUGUGCAGGUUUCAGAGUCUCGUGUGGUCGAGUGUCCAAGCAUCCAGAUAACCACCAUCUCCCCGGAAGACGACGCAGCACCCACCAUUUCCAGCUACUGGGACAUGGGUGGCGGCGGCGGUGGGUGGGACCGAGAACGCCUCUACCUCCCCCUGCUGGACCCCUUUUCCUACCGUGAAAGAUGCCCGGGCUCCCUCAGCCCCAGCCCCGCCUCCAGCCCCUCCUCCCGCGGCUGGCUCAGCCCCGCCUCCAGCUGCGACUCCCUGCUGGUCGAGGAGGACGAGCUCAACGAGGCCGCCAUCAAUUUGGGGCUCUCGCCGUCGUCAAGGCCCACUUCCCCCGGGGGUAAAAAGCGCAGAAACUCCCCUCUGGCCUCCCCCUGCACCUCGCGGAGGGGCAGUUACUCAGAGGAACUGCAGGGUUACAACCUGGAGGGCGGAGACUCCAACCCUCAGUCGCAAGCUCCGCCCGGCAGCUGUGAGCUCAGCAUCCCGCAGAAAACCAGGAAGACGUCAUUGGAGCAGCUGUCGUCCAGGGAGGUGGAUCAGGAGCAGGCUCCGGGCCACAGCUCCCCCUGCCCGCCGCCAGAGAGCCAGCAGACCAGGAGAGAGCCCCCUCCGCUGGGCAUGGACUACCUCUCUGUGCCCCCUGCCCUGGCCUGGGGCCGGACCCGGGCCAGUGCCCACAGCCCUCUGUUCAGGUCCAACGCGCUGCCGCCACUCGACUGGCCGCUGCCGUCCCAGUUCGACCAGUACGAGCUGCGCAUCGACGUGCAGCCGCGCCCACACCACAGAGCCCACUACGAGACCGAGGGCAGCAGAGGAGCCGUCAAGGCUGCGCCGGCGGGACAUCCUGUCGUCAAGCUGUGUGGAUACACGGAGAGGAAACCGCUCUCUCUGCAGGUUUUCGUUGGAACAGCUGACGACAGAUCCAUCCGGCCGCAUCCUUUCUAUCAGAUACACAGGGUGACGGGGAAGAUGGUGGGCACUGCCAGUCAUGAGAGCGUUCAGGCCGGGACCAAGCUGCUGGACAUCCCCCUCAACCCAGAGAACAACAUGACUGCACUCAUCGACUGCGCCGGGAUCCUGAAGCUGAGGAACUCGGACAUCGAGCUGAGAAAAGGGGAAACGGACGUCGGCAGGAAGAACACGCGCGUUCGCUUGGUGUUUCGUACCCACCUCCCUCUGGCGCCCCCUGUGGCGCCGCCUGGCCGGGUCCUGGCUCUGCAGGCUGCCUCGCUGCCCAUCGAAUGCUCCCAGCGUUCGGCCCAGGAGCUGCCCGUCAUCGAGUCCGUCAGUCUCACUUCCUGCUGUGUGGAGGGCGGAGAGGAACUUCUGCUGAGUGGCACCAACUUCCUGCCGAUCUCCAGGGUUCUUUUCAUGGAGAGGGGGACAGAUGGUAAAUUGCAGUGGGAGGAGGAGGCUCAUGUCGACCGUGACAACAGCAACGAGUGUUUGUUGUGCGUGAGAGUUCCCGCCUACAGCGACCUGUCCGUCAGUCGGCCCGUGUCGGUCAGCCUGUACGUCUCCAACGGGAAGAGGAAGAGAAGCAGCACUCACUGCUUCAAGUAUCUGCCCAUAAUGUUUAAAGAGGAGGACCCUCUGCUGCCCCGGCCCUCUGUGCUGCCACUGGACAGGGGGACCGUGUGUUCUGUCGAGGGCCAGCUCAGGAUGGACGGGGGCUUCCACGUGAGGGCCGACACUGGGGCCGAUGAUCAAGGUCUGGGCUUCCACUUGCCCCCCUACCCAUCCACCUACUCUCCUCCCUGCCCCAUGAGCUACCACGAGGAGUACUGCUCUAAGCCCGAUGGCGCGCUGGAGGAGCCCGGUGGAUCCAGGGCGGCGCUCUCCGAGCGUCACCCCAGCUUCGAGAACCUGGAGCUGGGCUUCACCGAGCUCCUUCCCCCCCUGUACCCCCGCGGGCCACAGCCGCCCUCCCCUUCUCCUUCCCCGUGGCUGGACUCACCCUACCUGUCCUCCUCACCCUCUCCCUCCCACUCCUCCUCUCUCAGCCCGUUCCCAGCCAGCAGUCCUAUCUCAACCUCCCCUCUGCCUCACAUCGCCACCUCCCCUUACCCCCAGUACUCCGCUUAUCCUCAGGAGAUGUGUCCCUCCCCUCCCUCCAACCCCAGUCCCUAUCAGGACAUGUACCCGGCGCCUUACUCCCAUUACGACGGCUGGGAUCCCCAGGGCCGGGUGGUGGGGAUGGGACACGGUGGAGAGAGGGAUGCCAAGAUCCAGGAGUGCCCCCUGGAGUUUACCAGCUCAAUGUCUAUGCACCACAUUACCUUUGAAGAAGUGUCGGAGUUCAUCGGCGAGGACAUCCAGUCCUACCAGUCGGCCUCGCAGAUGGACAACCAGCCCAACUGAGCGAGCCGAUGACCAGCAGCAAUUGAAAUCCUCUCUAUGCACUCGGUGUUCGGAUGCGUCGCUCCGGUCGCGCGUGGCGCCGACAGGGGAACUUGGAUCACCAGGACGCCGUUGUAAUUAUGACCACAUGCCGCUGUUACAGUUUUAUAAAGGGAAACUAAUGUUUUUUGACAUGUUUUCAUUAUAAAUUAUACAAGAAAGUG